UUCCGAUUUCAGAGUGGUGGUUUGGAUUGUGACAAUUUGUGAUUCUGUUUAUUAUGAAAUUAAUACUAGGAUGUUAAAAACCUUUAUCGUAUUUAUAUUUUAUUUUGCUUGUUACUAGUGAAGGCAGUGCUAAACAAUUGCUUGUAGUGCGCCAGUACCUUAUAAGAUAUGGUUAGAGAAAAUGUGAAUUAUCCAAACUAAUCAGUGUUGGGUUGUUAUUUUAUAUAUUUCCUAACAUCUGUUGUUUAUAUCAAGUAUUUUAUGCUUAGCCAAAUUAAGCGCCUGAUUUAAAAAGUCAAAUUACGAAAUUUGUUAAUUAUAUUAAAUCAUCAAUGUGUAUUAAUGUUUACAUUUACAUGUAAAAAUCAAAAUUUUAAAGAGGAAACUUCGCAAUAGUGUACCAGGUGGUUCUUCAGAAUAUUUACACCAAAGUAGACGAAAGUUCUGAGAUGUGCAGGAAUAAUAAUAAGAAGUAAGGCUGAAUCUUCGACGGCAUUGAUGAAUUCUGAACCAAACAAAGAAUACUUGAAAUUAACUGAGAUAUAGAAUCAGAAGUAAUGAAAUGUUGCCUCGGAAUUCGUAGCCUAUGCAGAAGAAAUGUAUUUUACAAUUAUCAAAAACUUAAUACAGCUCUUUCAAAUACUUAAAUUUAUUUGCAUUGCAAUUUUUUGCUGUUAAAAUUUUUUAAAUGGCAAAAUUCGGAUGAUAAAUGCCGUAAAAACAUUGCAAUGCAAUUGAAACCGUCCUCGGAACAACUACCAAUAUGUCUCAUCACAUAAAACUCCAUAACGAAGAGUCUGAUAUUCGUAUUUUGAUACCGUCAAAUGACAAAGGGAUAUGCGAGAAUGAUUUCACUCAAAUACGGCUUUGGGUACGUCGCAAAAAAACAAGUUUCUUAUAUUUAUUAAAUAUUUUCCUGUUAUUAUAUUGCGCAAUUUCGAGCACUGUAGCUGCAUUGAAUGAUAGCAGCAAUCGGAAUAAAAAUGUCAGCAGCGGUUUUAAAAGCGCAUCAAUCAUCGCAAAUAAUACAGCCCAUGUAGGAAUGCAGUUUUUGUCUAGUGACAUCAUUGCACAAUUUAGUCUACCUUCAGUGACUCGAGAGGCGGAUAACAACGAAGGAGAAUCAUAUAGUACGGCUUCCACAGUAAAAAAUUCCUUAAAUACAUACAACCAGUCAGUCCCUAUAAUACUUCAUGGUUCACAGUUGAAAAAUUAUUUCACCCAUUUGGCAUACGAUUUUAAACGAAAAGUGUUUUAUGCCGGUGCAACUAAUAAAAUAUUACAGUUAAAUGAAAAUAUGCGGGUAUUGUCUCAGUCAAUAAGUGGACCAAAAUUUGAUUCGCCCCAAUGCCAUGCCAGUGGAUGCCCUGAUGAUGUCGAAACCACGUUAGUGAAUAAUCACAAUAAAAUUUUAAUUCUUAGUUAUACACAGGGAGAAGGAACACUAAUUGUAUGUGGCAGUGUGCGACAAGGUGCCUGCGAGAUGUACAAUCUUACAAAUUUUCCUAACUCACCGCAAUUUAUUGAAACUCCUAUGGCCGCAAAUGACGAGUUUGCUUCUACGUAUGCGUUUGUAGGGCCUGCAAAAUAUUCUUGGAAAAAUGAAGAUAUUCUUUAUGUUGGGACAACGUUUACAAAUGUCGGCGAUUAUAGGCACGACGUGCCUGCGAUCUCAUCACGUCGUUUGGACGAUUUAAACUAUGUUGAAUUUUCCAUACAGCAAUCUAUUAUUAAUAUUGAUGUAAAAUAUCGAGAUCACUUUCUUGUCAACUAUGUAUAUGGUUUUAAUUCGUCAGAGUAUGCCUACUUCGCACUGGUGCAGAAAAAAUCUCAUUUAGCUGACGAAGCCGGUUAUGUCACGCGAUUGGCGCGAAUAUGCGUGACGGAUCCGAAUUACGACACUUAUACUGAAGUGACUAUCCAAUGUCUUGCAACUAAGGGCAAUAUUGAUUAUAACAUCCUACGCGAUGCAAAAAUUACACAAGCCGGACAAAAAUUAGCACAAAAAAUGGGUAUUAAACGUGACGAUGCUGUGCUAGUCGCUGCUUUCUCACCGUCAAAUGAAAUUACCGAUCAAGCCGAGGCUAACUCGUCUCUUUGUCUAUAUAGCUUGAAAAAUAUUGAAGAAGUAUUUAAUGAGAACAUCCAUAUGUGCUUUAAUGGUACAAUCAAAGACCGCAACUUGGGUUAUAUAUCAGGUACGAUUGAUGAUGGUCACUGUCCAGUAGCAGGGACCAUAGGGAACAUUCAAGACUUCUGCACGGUUGGUUUAAAGAUUAGUGGAUCAUCUCCCAUAACGGCACAAGCACUAUUUCAUUUCGAGAAUGUUAGUGUUACGUCGGUAACUGCAACAACUACUGGUCCACAUUCUAUAGCUUUUUUGGGUACUGAAAUUGGUACAAUUAAAAAGAUAUUAAUAUCAGGUAAUAAUGCAGGCGAGUAUGAAGAAAUAGACGUAGAUCCCGGAAACCGGAUCCUUCCAGAUACCAUGAUGUCUGCUAAUAAGGACUUCCUGUAUGUACUAUCAAAGCGGAAGAUAACGAAAUUAAGAAUUGAACACUGCUCGCAUUACACAAGCUGUUCUUCUUGCUUGGAAUCACGCGACCCUUUCUGCGGCUGGUGUUCUUUGGAAAAGCGUUGUACUGUACGAUCCACAUGUCAGAAAGACACAUCUGCUGCACGUUGGAUUUCAUUAGGAAGUGGACAACAAUGCAUCGAUUUCGAGUCAAUUGUUCCCGAUAAAAUACCGAUUACUGAAAUAACGCAAGUACAGCUAGUAAUACGUACGUUGCCAGACCCGUUAAAUGCUAAAUAUCGUUGCGUGUUCGGAAAUUCAAAUCCAAUCGACGCUGAUGUACUCGAAAACGGAUUAGCUUGUAUGACCCCACCUUUGGAUGAAAGACCUAAUAUAGGAUCAAAUUUAGAUCAUGUUCUGGUUCCUCUCUCAGUUCGGAGCUCCGAAACAAAUAAAGACUUUGUAUCACGUUCCUUUGCUUUUUUCGAUUGUUCGCGACAUAGUACUUGCCAAAAAUGUGUUCUAAGUAUAUGGGGCUGCAAUUGGUGUAUAUAUGAUAAUAAAUGUGUCCAUAAAAUGGAGCAGUGUAGAAAUAUGGAAAACAUUGUUAGUACCGAAGACGUCUGUCCUCAUUUAAAACCCUAUUUACAACCAAUACUAUUACCUGUACAAGUGCCAAAAGAAAUAAGACUAGAAAUUGAGAACCUUCCAAAGCCAAAAAGUGCUCACUCUGGAUUUCUAUGCACCAUUCAAAUAGAAACAUCUCAAAUGCUUUUACCAGCUAGAAUAGAAUCCAAUAAAAUCGUAGUUUGCGAGAAGACACCGUACUUUUAUGAAACGAAUACUCAUGAAUACGAGGCUAAAGUGGAUAUUACAUGGAAUCGACUACAUUAUGUGGACACGGCAACCAUAAUUUUGUACAAAUGUGAUAUUUUAGGAUCACAUAGAGAGCACGCAGACUGUAGCUUAUGUGUAACAAGGGACCCAAAAUAUCAAUGUGCGUGGUGUGGUAAUUCGUGUGUUUAUAAUGAAACUUGUUCAUCUGAUGCGUUCGAGAAUGCUGUUGCUUUAUAUGAUCCGACAUUAUCAAUGGCUCGUGUUCAUGAGUGCCCCCGUCCUCGCAUUGAUGUAAUAAAACCAUUAUCUGGUCCGAUAGAGGGAGGAACUUUAAUAACUAUUGAAGGCAGCAAUUUAGGCAUUCGGGAAGAGGAUGUUCGUGGAAAAAUAUCCGUCGGCAAAGUUCCAUGUGAACUAGUGAGUUACGAAAUAUCUGUGAAAAUCGAAUGUCGUACGGGUGCUGUUGCGCACGAGUUUUCUGCUCCUAUAAAAGUUGCAAAUGAAGCUGGCUAUACGGAAUCCACUGUUCAGUUUCACUUCAAAAAUAUUCAACUUAAUGGAUUACAACCAACCAUAGGACCAAAAUCAGGAGGUACACAAAUCUCUCUUAUAGGAAAGUACCUUAAUAUCGGCUCUCAUAUACGUGCAUUUUUAGACGAGUAUGAAUGUCAUAUAAAUGUUACGCAAGCAUCUUCGUCUCGUUUAACUUGCAUUACAUCCGAAUCUACACAACCGGAACCAAUACGAACUUUGCGUUUGGUUGUUGAUGGUGCUAAUCGUACAUACACGUGUAACAAUCCAAUAUUUCCCCUAAUUCAUUCGAAAGGAAACUUUUAUAGUCAACAUCAAAUCGUAUCAACUGAACAAGAUAAUGCUUAUCACUAUCAAAUACCCACACCCAGAGUUUGUUCAAUUUUUAAUUACACGCAAGACCCACGAAUAAUGCAAAUAAAACCCCUUAGAAGCUUUGCAAGUGGUGGCAGAGUUUUAACUGUGCAUGGGUUAUACCUUAAUUCGAUACAGAAACCUGAAAUAGAAGUUACAAUUGAUAAUGAGUAUGUUAAUAAAAGUGCUUGUAUAGUGAUUAAUUCAAAUCAGAUGGAGUGCCCUUCGCCAUCAGUGCAUUUAAAGUUUGUGGAAUACAAAGUUUCGUUGGAGCAAAUGCAAACAGUGUCUUCAAGUCCAUAUGCUUCAUCAUUGGGGAGAUAUGGUACUGACAUUUUUAACAAAGGUAGCACGCAAAGUAGAGAUUAUUCUUCAUACACCACAAUUAGCAACUCGACAAAUGGGUAUUUUUCUGAACAAGGUGUGACUGCUGAGGCUGCCACUUUUGUAAAAACGCGUGAAACACAGCUAAAUUUGCAAAUUGGUUUUAUCAUGGAUAAUGUGCAUUGGGUACGCGAUCUGAGUAAAUAUUUCCAAAAUAUUCGGAGCACUAUCGUUUAUGUAACCGACCCAAAAUAUACUCCGUUUCCCGGUGAUGUUAAGCUUUAUAAAGGUGAUACUCUUGUAAUCGAGGGAGAACAAUUAAAUAUUGCUGCUGACGAAUAUGAUGUUAAUGUAACAAUUGGUACUUCGCCUUGUAAUAUUACCAGUUUAGCAUUGAAUCAAUUAGUUUGCAUUCCCCCAGAUAAGCAACCCGCACCAACUGACGAAAAUGGUUUAGAGCAGCCGAACUCUUUACCUUUAGUUAUUGUAAGGGUUGGUAGAAAUUUACGUUUUGUUAUUGGCCACCUAAAAUAUGACUUACAUAAGUCGUACUCCUUCUCAAAUGCACUGGUAGCUAUCGUUAUCGCAAUUUUAAUAGCACUAGCGGCUUUGUUUGUAGUUCUUGUUAUAUACAGACGAAAAUCAACACAAGCAGAAAGGGAAUAUAAACGUAUACAAAUUCAAAUGAUCACAUUAGAAAGCAAUGUGCGCUCAGAAUGCAAGCAAGCAUUUGCAGAAUUGCAAACCGAUAUGACGGACCUGGCCGCUGAUUUGGAGAGUAGCGGAAUACCGACCCUUGACCAUGUCAAUUACAUAAUGAAAGUAUUUUUUCCUGGAGUUUCUGAUCAUCCCAUUUUAGUGGCACCAAAGCUACGAAUGAAUACUCCCCAUACUCCAUAUGAUACAGCAAUGCUACAGUUCGAACAAUUAAUAAGCAACAAAUAUUUUUUGUUAGCUUUCAUCGAAACGUUAGAGUGCCAAAAAACGUUCAAUAUCCGAGACAAAGUUAAUGUGGCUUCCCUGGUAAUGAUCGUUUUAAUGAAUAAAAUGGAAUAUGCAACGGAAAUUUUAAAAUGUCUAUUAUUACGUUUAGUAGAUAAAUCGGUGAUGGGGAAACAUCCACAUUUAAUGUUGCGUCGUACUGAAAGCGUUGUUGAAAAAAUGCUUACAAAUUAUAUGGCAAUUUGUAUGUAUGACUACUUAAAAGAAUAUGCUGGGUCGAGUUUAUUUCUUCUUUUCAAAGCAAUUAAGCAUCAAAUAGAAAAAGGUCUUGUAGAUGCUGUUACACACGAAGCGCGGUAUUCAUUAUCGGAACAGCGCUUACUUCACGAACAAAUUCCACAUUCUGUUGUAGUAUUACAAAUUGUUCAGGAUGAUCUUGAUGAAAAAAUCCAUUGCAAAGUGCUUGAUUGGGAUACUAUUUCCCAAGUGAAAUCGAAAAUACUGGAUGCCCUAUUUAAAAAUACACCGUUUUCUUGCCGGCCAUCAGUUCACGAAGUCGAUUUAGAAUGGCGCCAUGGACGAGGGGGUCAUUUAACACUGCAAGAUGAGGAUUUAACAACAAAGACAAUAAAUGGUUGGAAGCGUCUUAAUACCUUAGCACAUUAUGGAGUCAAGGAAUCGGCGGUUAUGUCAUUAAUAGCACGGCAAGGUGAUGGGUACCAUAUUCACUACAAUAAACAACCACCAUAUCACAAUUUUUUUUACAUGAAAAAUUCCCAAUCUCAUAUUAUUAUUAAUAACGACAUAGAAAGCGGUCUUCAACUACCACGGGUAUUUCACUUGGUGAAACCAGAUGUGCCCGACAAUUACAUGAAUAUAAAAAAUGCUGUAUUUUCUGGGGGCACUGUGAGUACAACAACAUGCAGUGCAUCUAAUGAGCGCGUAAACAAAACAAUACCAGAAGUUUAUUUAACAAGAUUAUUGGCAACAAAAGGCACGAUACAAAAAUUUGUUGACGAUUUCUUUGCAACCAUAUUAGCAAUAAACGAAGAAUUACCUCCGGCUGUAAAGUGGCUAUUUGAUCUUCUGGACGAAGCCGCACGAAGACAUGAUGUUGACUUAGAAGUUUUACAUGCAUGGAAAUCUAACGGUUUACCUUUGCGAUUCUGGGUAAAUUUUAUAAAAAAUCCGGACUUCAUUUUUGAUGUAAAUAAGACGAUAACGUUAGAUUCCUGUUUGAGCGUAAUAGCGCAAACAUUUAUGGAUGCUUGUUCCACAUCAGAACACCGAUUGGGUAAAGAUUCGCCUUCAAACAAGUUAUUAUUUGCUAAGGAUAUUCCACAAUACCGUAAGAUGGUUAGACAAUUUUACCGCGAGGUUACCCGCUUGCCACAGAUAAGUGAUCAAGAAAUGUAUACAGCUAUGCAGCAAAUAUCAGUGCAACAGAGUGAUGAAUUUGAUACAAUAGCGGCUCUGAAAGAGCUAUAUAUAUAUGUUACAAAAUACUGGGAUGAA
Molecule: messenger RNA, 7018 nt
Organism: Ceratitis capitata (Mediterranean fruit fly)
Lineage: Eukaryota; Metazoa; Arthropoda; Insecta; Diptera; Tephritidae
Gene: PlexB
Product: plexin-B
Biological process (GO): regulation of cell shape; negative regulation of cell adhesion; regulation of GTPase activity
Cellular component (GO): semaphorin receptor complex
Molecular function (GO): semaphorin receptor activity; protein binding
Source: RefSeq, a predicted model, not a curated record